This is a messenger RNA of Aspergillus niger, 513 nucleotides long. RefSeq lists its product as uncharacterized. Gene Ontology annotation, biological process: endoplasmic reticulum to Golgi vesicle-mediated transport. The transcript has 4 exons. The coding region runs from base 1 to 513 and encodes 170 amino acids. Lineage: Eukaryota; Fungi; Ascomycota; Eurotiomycetes; Eurotiales; Aspergillaceae. The record is from RefSeq and is a predicted model, not a curated record.
AUGGCUUCACGAUUCCCACGUUCCAACCUACACCAGCGCGAUCCUCGUGCCUCCUCAUCCCUUUUCGAUUCAUACGGUGGCGGUUCCCGACCCGCCAGUAAAUCCCCGGGCAGCGUAGGUGGUUACGGGUAUGGAGGAUACACGCCCCCAGCCGGGGACAGCUCUGUGAAUGGCAAUACCAGGGGUGGAUUUCGGUCUGCGACCCCGAACGCCAAGGGUCAUUACUCCGACGCUGUACUUUCCCAUCUAGAGUCUCAAAAUGAUGCAGAGGUCGAAGGAAUCAGCGCCAAGGUCAAAAUGCUGAAAGAUCUCACGGUUGCUAUUGGCGACGAGAUCCGGGAUACCUCCACCAUAUCAGACCUCAACAACACAUUCGAAAACACCCGUGUUCGUCUCCGGGGAAACAUGAACCGUAUGUUGCGGAUGGCAGAGCGCACCGGCGUUAGCUGGAAAGUGUGGCUCGCUUUCUUCUUCGCCGUCUUCCUACUCUUUUUCUACGUCUGGCUGACGUGA